Neofelis nebulosa (Clouded leopard) is the source of this 1494-nucleotide messenger RNA. It is a transcript of the gene SCML1, whose product is annotated as Scm polycomb group protein like 1. Lineage: Eukaryota; Metazoa; Chordata; Mammalia; Carnivora; Felidae. The record is from RefSeq and is a predicted model, not a curated record.
GGCUCGCGCUGGACACGUCACGUGUUCGGGCCCGACUUCCGGUGAAAGGACCGUUGGUCGGUUUCCAGGCGUCUUAACGGUUUUGGCCGUGGACGUCCCGGAAGGCUGGAUACCACAGCUAACGUCGCGAGCCCUCCGGACUCCGGUGCGGCAGGUCCUGAUACCAGAGAAGGAGUAGGUGGUUUGCCAGACUCAGGUGACCAGGCAGUUUCACACAUAAACCCUCCAGCAAAUUUAGAAAUAACUAGGCCCAACACAGAGGAAGUGGAGUGCUGCUGUUGCACAAAAAAGAUGUCGAGUGGCUCCAGUGAAGUGGAUGUGAAAAGAACACGAAUACCUGCUUAUGAUGAUGAUAACACUGUUCUUUAUGCAUAUGAACCACAUACUGCAUAUGUCCAUAAUCAGGAAGCUGUUCUAUCUGACACAUCCUACAACGAAGAGCAACAAAAAACAGUUCAGGACGUCCUUACUCAUUGUCAGGUCAUCUAUGAUGCCAUUCAAAACCUGGAUAAGAAAUUUGAUGUCAUUGAUGGAAAAGUCAAAAUCCACCGUUUACGUGUGAAAUCAAUAUGGCAAAAUCGCAAGCCAUUUCGAUAUGCAUACAAAAAUUACAAUUACCUGCUUUCCAGAAAGAUCAGGUUUCAGAAAAUGAGGAGAAAGGAGACUCCUUCUUCCUUAUCUGAACCUAAAAGCUAUAGCCCAACUAUUCCAGUAGAAAGGCCCAACUAUGAUUUCCAGAGCACCUCUCUAGAAACAUCUUACCAUGCAGAGCCAGAGUCCCCAGAACGGGAUCCAGAGUCACUCUACCAGCGGCGGGAAUCGCGCAUGAGCCAGAGUCCAUCGCUUCUCUCCAGCUUCACUACACAGUCAUACCGGCCAUAUUUCACACCCGAUCCAGUACAGAAGGGCUCCUCUUGCAUACCUUGCUAUGAUAGCCCAGAGGCCCACAGCACCACCAGUCUCUUCUCACCUCUCCGAGCAUCCACGGCGAUACCUGAAGGCUCAUUGACACAAGCUGAUCCCAGUUCACCAGAGAACCAUGACAUGAUGGCUUUUCCAAGUUCACUGGAAAAUAAGAGCCGGCAUACUGCCUCAUCCCUUUACAUCCCAGGCAACUUUGGUGAGUGUGAAAGGACACAUAUUACGAGUAGCACGAUUUACCUAUAUUCCUCAACAUGCUUGAUGCAAGACCAUUUCUCCCGACCUAACAUCUCUUUCAGGAUAAUGACCAGGUCAGGUUUGAUUGAGCUACUGCUCCAUGCCUUUGAACCCAGAAGCUCCUACCGCUGCAACAGCGGGUCUUGUAGUUCACUGGGGACGACGGGGCCCUCCCUGGCGGAAGCUCCAGGGCUGAGGCGCGAGUGCCCGGAAGCGGGGGGGCGGGGGUACCCCUUCGCUGAGAACCGCUGGUUCUGCACUGUGUGCUUUGUUGUUGAAGUUGAACCUGGAAAGCAACUCUCCACGGUGAGCAUGCACUUGGAGCAUGCGCUCUGA